UCACAACAUGAGGAACUGUAUUUAAAGGGCCAGAAGGUUCAGAACCACUGCUCUAGUGGCUCUCACUUUACUCCUUUACUCUCUAAAGUCAGAAUUUAAUUUCUCUCUCUUUUUUUUUGUGUGUGUCAACAUAGACAUAACAUUAAAUUUACCAUCUAACCAUGUUGAAAUGUACAAUUCAGUGGCACUUAGUACAUUUACAUGGUUGUGCAACUAUCACCACCAUCGAUUUUCACCAUAUGUCAUCUUGUCCAACUGAAAUUCUGUGCCUAUUACAUACUAACUCCCCAUGUGCUCCCCAACUUCUUGUCAUCCCUCAAGGAGUCCCGUUGCCUUGCACACAGAGUCCUUCCUACGGGAUCCCGUUCCCUUCUGUCUGAAACGCUCUUCUUCUCCUUUUUGUCCUGGUAGCUACUAAGCCAGUGUCACGUUCUCAGAGAGGCAUCACCGGACAACAAAGUCCAGGCCAGAAGACGCUGUAAAUUCUCUCUAAAAAAAAAAAAAAAAAAAAAAAAGCUUGCUCCUCCCUGAAGAGCGCAUAUCUCGGUUUGUAUCUAAACACGGGUGAUGUAAUUGCUUGAUGGGUGCUCUCACUCUGCCCUCCUCUCUUCGCGUAGUUUUCAGUGUCAGGAGUUCCUCGCCAUGGGCGCAGUGCCUAGCAUAGUGCCUGGCACACAGCAGGUGCUCAGAACUGUUUGAAAGAAUAAAUGGGUGAACUCUGCUGCCCAGUCUCCCUGGAGCCCAUCUGUGAGAGCCUCCGACCCGGCCCGGGGUGUGUCCCUAGACUUUGGCAUCUCUUCCAGGCUGGCAGGAGGCUGUGCUCUUUGGUUUGCCUAUCUCGGGCCGGCCGCCCAGCCGUGCGGACGUCGGAACCCACGCCCGGAACCCUCGCCUCGGCGUGUCAGUGCUGUUUGCUACUCCGGCAGGAAUCGAGCUUAGACCGUGAGGCCUCCUGCCACUUCCCGGCGCGAGAAAUACAGGCCUGGACCUCGGACCCUGCGGGUGUCCUCAUGACUUCUCUUGCGGACCAUGUCCAUGAUCCUCUUUGCCUGUGUGGUAAGGGUGAGGGAUGGACUGCCCCUCUCGGCCUCCACUGACUUCUACCACACCCAAGAGUUUCUGGAAGUCAGGAGACGGCUCAAGACUUUAGCCUUGCGACUGGCCCAGUAUCCAGGUCGAGGUUCUGCACAAGGACGUGACUUCAGUAUACACUUUUCUUCUUCAGGGGAUGUGGCCUGCAUGGCUAUCUGUUCCCACCGGUGCCCAGCAGCCAUGGCCUUCUGCUUCCUGGAGACCUUGUGGUGGGAAUUCACAGCUUCCUAUGACACCACCUGCAUUGGCCUAGCCUCCAGGCCAUACGCCUUUCUGGAAUUUGACAGCAUCAUUCAGAAAGUGAAGUGGCAUUUUAACCACGUGACUUCUGCUCAGUUGGGGAGCAGCUUAGAAAAGAUUCAGGAGGAGCUGGAGUUCCAGCCUCCGGCGGUUCUCACUCUGGAGGACCCAGAUGUGGCAAAUGGGGUGAUGAAUGGUCACAUGCAGAUGCCCUUGGAGCCUGCUCCUAAUUUCCGAAUGGAACCAGUGACGGCCCUGGGUGUCCUCUCCCUUGUCCUCAACAUCAUGUGCGCGGCUCUGAAUCUCAUUCGUGGCAUUCACCUUGCAGAGCAUUCUUUACAGGUUACCCAUGAGGAAGUUGGAAAUAUUCUGGCUUUUCUUAUUCCUUUCGUAGCCUGCAUUUUCCAGUGUUACCUGUACCUGGUCUACAGUCCAGCCAGGACGACGAAGGUGGUGCUGAUGCUGCUCUUUAUUUGCCUGGGCAACGCGUACCUGCACGGGCUGAGGAACCUCUGGCAGAUCCUCUUCCACGUGGGCGUGGCUUCUCUGUCUUCGCACCAGAUACUGACGAGGCAGCUCCAGGAGAAGCCGGCUGACUGUGGAGUGUGAGGAACGGGCCCUUCAUCUUUCACAUGAGGGUCAUCUGUGUUUCCCUUUUGGCUUCUCGACUUCACCUCCAGUUUCCAUCCUUGAAGUUCAUUUUGACCAGACGGGACUGAGCGAGAUUGGGGACUUCUGACAGGUGCAGUGGAGGCAUGGGGUCACUCGAUGCCCAGGCCCCGUUUCGAGCUGAGCGUUACUGCCGGCUCUCCAGUUCGGCACGUUUACCUAGGACAGCAGACGCUGGGCUGAAUUCAGACAGAGCGUAUCGGAAGACCAGAAGGGAAUUCUUCUGGUCUUUUAAACCGAAUGAUGCAAUAAACCACUAGAUUCAGUAGUGCUAGUUUUAGUGAUAGGCAGUUGUCUCUGAGGAACCGUGUUCAAAUCCAUAUCAGCGUUUUAGUCUAAAUGUGACUUGAUUAGGUUUUUUUGAGGGUCUGUACAGGGUGAAUUAAAAACUUAAAAAUAUGGUUCAUGAAUUAAGCAACAUAAAUUUUGUUUACAUUUUUGAUAACAGGAUAGUUAUCAAUAUGAUACUUUUAGAACAGUUAAAUAUAUUUUGGAUAUAAAUUGAACUUAUCUACAUUUAGGGUAAGGACAGACUUAAGCUGAGAAAAUGGUUAAGAAAGCUCAGUUUAUUUAAUUUAUAAAUAUAACCUUGUAUGGUGGUGGGCCAGUGUGGGUAUGGCGAUGUUUUGUAUGUAUGUGCAGGGCAUAUCUGAAUAUUUUAAAAAAUUAAUUGAGCAAGAUUCCUUGCCAUGGGUCCGGAACUGGAGCAGGGGAGCCACACGGAUUCCCACGGGCGCACUUUUCGGACGCCGGUGGGAGAGGCUGCUGCCGGCAGCCUUGCACGUGGCAGCUGGGGCCUGUCAUUUUAAUGAUGAACACUCGACUCUGUGUACCUGUUCCCAGAAGACCUCCCAAAUUAAUCACUCCUCUCCGCCUUUCCCAGUCACCUUAGUUGGAUCAAGGGCCUCAUUUUUUAUGAAUAAGAGUUAAGUAGGUGUUAACUUUUUAAAAACUUGACAAAUAUAGAAUUAACCCAGUGCUCAGAAAACCUUUUCUUUAUCUCACUGUCAAAAUACUGAGUAAUCAUCAUUCCCCCAAAACCUGGCUCUGAGUCUGAUCUUAGCUUGUCUAGGACCAUCCAGGGGCCAGUUUGGAAGCUGCCCCUAGAUUGUUGUUGGUAGAAGUCUGGGAUCCGAAUAGCUCAGCCACAGUUGUAUGGGAUACUUUGAGUGGAAUUAUGUAGUCUUGAUAAGUUUAAAAAAAUCCUAUUUUGGUAGUUUUUAUAAGUUGAAAAGCAGUGCAAGAGGUAUUGUGCACAGGAGAAAGCAAGGAUAUUGUUUCAGUGGAUUCGCCGUCCUUGGUUAUUCCUGGUGGUGUGUUGCUACUGAGCCACCUUGGUAUCACUUUAAGAAAAACAAGUGUAUGUGGCUGGGAACUGUUGGGGAACUGUUGCCAGAGUGAUUUUAUUUUCUUAUAAUGGAAUUUUCUAUUUUUACUCAAAUAAAAUAUCUGGAUAUGAAAGUCCUACUGGCAACACCCUCCGAUGGAAACUUCAGCGUUGUCUCUCUAUUGAUUUUGGAUCUGCAUAAUUCUGGCACAUCCAGCAGGUAAAUGUUCAGCCUUUCUGGGAGAUCGUUUUGAGGAGAUGGUGAAAUAGAGGGGGAAGCCAAGGAGGCCAGACAGAUCCUUCUAUGGUAGAAGCACAAAGAAGCUGUAAAAGUUGGUAGAACAGCUUAUGAAUGACUUGUUUUCUUUUUGAGCCCAUGUGCUUGCCCUGCAGCCCCGAGCCCCAGAGGCCUUGAGCGUCUGAGCCUGUGACCCACUUCCAGCAAGCAUUGCAGGCUGUGCUGAGGGGUCCCCCUCCUGGGAAUGCCCCAUCAAACAUUACAGGCUGUGCUGAGGGGUCCCCCUCCUGGGAAUGCCCCAGCAAGCAUUGCAGACUGUGCUGAGGGAUCCCCCUCCUGGGAGUGCCCCAGCAAGCAUUGCAGACUGUGCUGAGGGGUCCCCCUCCUGGGAACACCCCAGCAAGCAUUGCAGACUGUGCUGAGGGGUCUUCCUCUUGGGAGUGCUCCCUGCAUUAGCCGCCAUGGUCUCCACACUUGAAUGACUGUGGUCUUGGGGUUUGAGGUUUCCUUUUGCGAGUUAAAGGGAGAAGAGGACCAGCCAAGCAGUACAAACGCAUGACCACACACACACUGUUUAACUGAAAUCCAGCUGAGAGAGGCCUCAGCCCACUGGAGGGAGAAACUGCUGAUAGGAAAGAAGGACUGGAGAUUUCAUCCAAGGCCAAUCCCAGCUCAGGGGUGACUUGGUCCAGGCCUGAAGUUUUGAGGCCCCCCCCCCGCCCCACACCUCACAGGGUGAGGUCUGGGACAAGAUGGAAUGAAACCUCACAAGUGCCUUCUGGUAUCAGCUGCUGCAAGAUCAGGAGCGUCAGUGUUGUGUCCUGUCGAGUGUCCUGGCGAUGCCGUGGGGGAGGCACGGGGACUCUGUUGCUUUCCGUGUCCCCGGCGAGCCUGGCUGUGACCAGGACCCUUCCGGGCGGUCCUUUUCCUGAGUGGAGAUAGUCGGCACCUUUGGGGUGGGAUUCCCUCUGGUACUAGAGGCCCCUCUGCCUGUGGCAGGAGGAAUGUGAACGCUGUGGACAGGCACUGAGUCAGGGCCCAGCAUUUUAAAGGUCUUUGAGGGCUGUGAGAAGGGUGUUUGGAGGAGUGCUGAAACGAAAACAUUUAAUCAUCAUUUCAUCAUUUCUAUCAACCUCACCUUGAGCUCCAUUCUUUUCCCAGAUGCCCUUCUCCAGUUCUCCCCUCCUCUCCACCUCUGCCCCCCACUCCAGCCCCGGCCACAGAGGCUGACACUGGACCCUGGAGGGAUGGGAAAGGCACCUUUCAUUGUAACUGGUAGAGUGCGUACAGGAGCUUCAGAGAGGGCGCAGGCUGUGUACCCCAAGGGGCUUCAGCACACUCCUGGGGGUCUGGUCUCGGAGGGAAGCAUCGCUUUGGUGGUGAGCACUGCUCAGCGUCAUAGACGACCACCAGCCAGGCUGGCCAUUUGGGGCGCGGGAAGCAGGGGGUGGGAGAUCAGAGCUGGGGGCUCUCUGUCUGCUGGAAGACAGCAGCUGCCCCUUGGCAUGGGGAGGCUGCGGGUUGCACCCCCAUCCAGGGCUGCCAUUGGUCGUUCCUCAAAGGAGUCGGCCGCUCAUUGUAACUGGAGGACAGGUGGCCCUCAGAGAGCCCGCCGCUGGCUCAGUCAACACAGGCGAGGCCUGAGGACCGGCAGGGAUGGGGGUAAUGGCUGCGACCAGACGUGUGCCCCGCUCUGACGGUUCACAUUCCAUUGUCCUGCACGGAGUCCUGCCCAGGUGCAGGGGAGCUCCACUGUGCCCUGAGUGUUCAUAGAGGAGGAGCAGGAGAGAGCAGGCGUGCCCUUGAGGGGUGAGGCUGGGGAAGCGGCACCACAGUGGGUGAGUCACUGCCCGCCGGCCCCAGUGUCCUCAUCCGGGAGAUGUGAUAACCUCAGCCUCUCCCCUGGCGUGCUUUCCUGAGGACAAAAGCGCAGCGAAGGAGGAUGCUGGGCGAACCCAUCCGUGUGCAGGAGGACGGCUUUGAGUUCACGCGCUGCACAGAGAUUCUGUGCCUGCUUCAGGUGGCGCAGCACAGCCCUGUCUUCUGGCCUUUACUAAAAGGGGCAUUUUAUGGCACUGCCAUGUGAAUGGCCUCAUUCUCCACCCCCCAAAAGGUAGCGGCCUCUCUUCCGCCCCCUGGACCUGGCCCCUGCCUUCCAGGCUCAGAGCCCUUGGCACCAUGGGUGUUGGGUCCUCCAGGAUUCAGGGGGGCGGAAGCGGGGGGAGUCUGCUGGUUGUGGUUGAGACCUGUCCUAAGACCCAGAGACCAAACCUCAAGGUCUGCCCCCGAACGAGGAGCGCUCUGCUUUUCCCGUGUGGGAGCAGUGAUGUCAAAUUCUGUUGCUGGGGCAACGUCAUUGGCAGGGAACCUGUGGAAACGGGCUUGUCAGUCAAAUCUGGGAAUGGCCGGAUAUGGAAACAUCUGGCUGUGUGUACCGACGGCGGGGCUGUUGCCCACAAGCGCCUUGUAUUUAGGGUAAACUUACCAAAUCCAUUCUGUCCCUCCAACCUGUGCUUGGUACAUAUGACCUUCCCUCCCCUUUACGCCUGUGUGAUCCUGGGGUUGCUUCAGAAGUAGUGUUUAAUGCGUUAUUCACAUGACCCCCAGGAUUCUGUUUUGUUUAAUGGACUUUUCUAUUAAGAGCAUAAACGAUGGAGGCUGACUGGGUCAGGGCAACCACAAUUCACAUAUUCCUUUUGAAUGCUUACUGUUUCCAUGUAAUAACAAGGACCUAUUUUGACCAAAUGAUGGGUACUUUUAACAAACUUCCGCACAGCAGUGAAGCCUAAACUUGUGUUCAUGUAUGUGGAGAAUGUUGUAUGGCAUUAUAUACUGUGUAUAUGUACAUUAAACGAGGUGGCUUCAGGCGUGGGGGGAGAAUAAAUCCAAGGUGCUUAUUAA
This is a messenger RNA of Myotis brandtii (Brandt's bat), 6467 nucleotides long. RefSeq names its product SEC22 homolog C, vesicle trafficking protein (gene SEC22C). The transcript has 7 exons. The record is from RefSeq and is a predicted model, not a curated record. Lineage: Eukaryota; Metazoa; Chordata; Mammalia; Chiroptera; Vespertilionidae. Gene Ontology annotation, biological process: endoplasmic reticulum to Golgi vesicle-mediated transport. Bases 1030 to 1941 code for a protein of 303 amino acids.